Molecule: messenger RNA, 879 nt
Organism: Stegodyphus dumicola
Lineage: Eukaryota; Metazoa; Arthropoda; Arachnida; Araneae; Eresidae
Gene: Tcs5
Product: TP53 regulating kinase
Biological process (GO): protein phosphorylation
Cellular component (GO): nucleus; EKC/KEOPS complex; cytosol
Molecular function (GO): ATP binding; protein serine/threonine kinase activity
Source: RefSeq, a predicted model, not a curated record
AAACAAGUAAGCCAUGUGGUGCGUAUUUUAAAUAUCAGCAAAAUUUAUGAAUUCAGAGAUGAAUGCAUUAGAAUAUACAUUUUGUUUAUCACUGAAAGAAGGCUUUGAGUUGAAAAGCCAAGGAUCUGAAGCAAAAGUGUAUGGAGGAAUUUUUUUAGGAAGAGCGGCAGUUUUAAAGGAGAGAUUUCAGAAAAAAUAUCGUCAUCCAGAUCUCGACAAGACACUUACUUCGGAACGCAUGCGAGCUGAAGUAAGAGCGUUAUACAAAUGUUACGAACUUGGUAUAAACUGUCCUUUAGUUUACUUUGCUGAUCUGAAUUCUCGUUGCAUAAUUUUUGAGGAAAUUCCAAAUGCCGUUACUGUGAAAGAAUAUUUAAAAUCUGUUCUCACAGAACAUGGCAUCAGUGGUAUUAAUGCUUUAACACCUUUAGCCAAAACAAUUGGAGAGGGGGUUGCUAAAUUGCAUAAAAAUGAUUUAGUGCACGGUGAUUUAACUACAUCUAAUUUGUUACUGAAACAAGAACUUCCCAAUAUUGCUGGCAAUGGAAGUUUCAGUGUCUGUUUCAUUGACUUUGGUUUAUCAAAGAGAGAUGUUGUUAUAGAAGAUAAAGCAGUAGAUUUGUAUGUGUUGGAGCGCGCAGUUUCAAGCUCACAUCCAAAUUCUGAUGAGUUUUAUGCUGAUAUAUUAGAAUCAUAUCUGAAAACUGUUGGACCUCAAGCAUGUGUUAUUGCAGAUAAAUUAGAGGAAGUUCGGCAGCGUGGCAGAAAAAGGUCAAUGGUUGGUUAAUGUGUAUACAUAUGUAUUAUGUUUAUUGAUUGUAUAAAUCAUGUAUAAAAAAUGAUUCAAGACUAUUUUUAAACAAAGUGCUUUAUACAGAA